Messenger RNA from Pseudophryne corroboree (corroboree frog), 5908 nucleotides. It is a transcript of the gene FRMPD1, whose product is annotated as FERM and PDZ domain containing 1. Bases 379 to 4992 code for a protein of 1537 amino acids. NCBI's taxonomy places the organism in Eukaryota, Metazoa, Chordata, Amphibia, Anura, Myobatrachidae. Gene Ontology annotation, molecular function: protein binding. The transcript has 16 exons. Gene Ontology annotation, cellular component: plasma membrane; cell cortex; cytoskeleton. The record is from RefSeq and is a predicted model, not a curated record.
GGCAGACAGUACAUGCUCAGUCAGAGAGGGAUGAGAGCUGCUGUCUGGGUGGAGUUACCGGGAUGUUCUUCUCCCAGCAUCUUUGCUGCUUACCAGCCCUGAGACAAGCUCAUUAGAGCUGACUGAGCAGCCACUUUCUGUGUCACUCACACUUUCAGCACCAUAUCAUCAUUAGGGAGACGCCUGAGGGUGUUAGGUGACCUGUGUGGCUCCUGUGUCCCCAGUGACCACCUGCACAGUGAUACAUAAUCUCUCUUAUAUAUGAGCACAGGAGAGGGAUGGAAGUCAGCAGUGUGUAGUACCAGGUGCUUUGCCCUGACCAGGAGAGCAUGCCUUGGAUGUUGCUGAGGGGGUCUCUCCAGCUCACCAGGAAGGUAAAUGGAGGAUCCACAAAGUCAUCUAUUCCAGACUCGGAAAGGACACCGAAUAGAACAGAUGGUAGUGAGAUGGCUGCGCCGCUCCCGAGAUAACUCAUCCCGUGGAAGGCUCUCUACCGGGGAGAGUCCUUCUGUUGGUUCCAAUCAAUAUGGGUGUUCCUUGAAGAUCACAUUAGAGAUAAAGAAGGACCCGCACCUACACAGCUAUGGCUUUGACAUAUCUCGUAACCUCCCCCUUACUGUCACAGCUGUUACUGCAGGCGGUCCAGCUGAAGGGAAGCUUUUACCAUAUGAUCAAAUCUUUGCGAUAAACAAUGAAAAUGUGGAAAACAUCCAUGUUCAGAAGGCAGCAGACAUGAUCAGGGAUUCAGGGGACACUGUAACUGUAACAAUACUUCGAAGUACUUCGAGUCCCAAGUCAUCUUUCCUUACAGCAGAGAAGAGGGCCAAAUUAAAAAGUAACCCAGUGAAAGUAAGAUUUGCAGAAGAAGUGAUCGUCAAUGGCCACACUCAGGGAAACUCGCUUCUCUUUAUGCCCAAUGUCCUUAAAGUCUACCUGGAAAACGGUCAGACAAAAGCAUUUAAGUUUGAGAAGAAAACAACUGUGAAGGACAUCGUCAUGACUCUAAAGGAGAAGCUUUCAAUCAAUAUAAUUGAGCACUUUGCACUAGCUCUGGAAGAGCAAUACAACAUCUCAAAACUUUACCUCCUUCAUGAAGAUGAACUUAUUGAACAGGUGGUGCAGAAGAGAGAGUCCCAUGACUACAGAUGUCUCUUCAGAGUCUGUUUCGUACCGAGGGAUCCACUUGAUCUCCUGCAGGAGGACCCAGUUGCCUUUGAAUAUCUCUAUUUACAGAGCUGCAGCGACGUGCUCCAGGAGAGAUUUGCAGUGGAGAUGAAGUGCAGUGUUGCAUUACGUUUGGCUGCCUUGCACAUACAGGAACGCAUACAUACUUGUGGUCAGCCGCAGAAGAUAUCAUUCAAGUACAUUGAGAAAGAUUGGGGAAUAGACAAUUUUCUGUCUCCGACUUUACUGCGGAACAUGAGAGGAAAAGACAUAAAGAAGGCCAUUAGCUUUCAUAUGAAGAGAAACCAAUGUAUUCUCGAGCCAAGACAAAAGCAGCCUGCAACGGCAGCUCAGGUUCGGCUACAUUAUUUAAAGAUUCUGGGAGACCUGAAAACGUAUGGAGGGAAAAUAUUUAAUGCCACACUAAUGCUGCAGGACAGAGAGUCAUAUGUUACUCUUCUUGUUGGAGCCAAGUAUGGUAUCAGCCAGAUUAUCAACAACAAACUGAACAUCAUGAUAACACUAGCAGAAUUCACCAAUAUCAGCAGAAUCGAGCUGACCCCAGAGUCUGAGAAAGUGAGCUUGGUGAAGGUCUACCUGCAGGACGUCAAGCCACUAUCUCUGCUAUUGGAGUCAAGUAGUGCGAAGGACAUUGCGUGUCUCAUUUCUGGCUAUUGCAAGUUGUUUGUGAGUUCUGAUGCACCCAUAUUUGAGUGGCCGGGGAAUAACCUUUAUCAUCGGAUAUCUGCAGAAGAAGGAUAUGAAUCCAGAGCUUGCAGUGAUUCAGAAGAGUCUUCAGAAGUUGAUUCUUCCCUAGACCUCUCAUCAGAUAUACAGUUUCUAAAGUACCACUGCUUGAAACCUUUGCAUGAUGAAGAGGAGGAGGAAGAAGAAGAAGAAGAUGACAAGGAUAGAGAAAACAUGUGCCCAUUGAAAGAAAAGGAAGACAAGAAAGAAACUGAUGUUCAAGAGAGAGGUCACUGUGAUGGUGUAUGCAAUGACAGAGACAGCAUUUCUGAAGCCUCUGACUCAGCUAACACAGAAAGCCAGGGUUACAAAAUCAGCUGGUCCAGUGACUCCAUUGAUGCUCUGGAAGAAGAUGACCUAGAAGCAUGUUCUUCUAGUAGGCCAGAGUUCUUUCAGUUUUAUAAUCCAAUUUUGAAAGAUGUGUCUACAGAAGACCAGUGUGUUUUCACUGAUAAUACAGAAAUGAAAUGCAAGGGAGAUGGAUGCCAUGAAUCAGACCCAUUACUGUGUUUUUUGCAGCUGACUAACAGAAGAGAAGAUCCUGACACAGAUGACAAGGAGCAUGCUAGAUCUCCGAGAGAGGUUGAGAACAGAGAAAACAAUGACCUGCAUGGCUUCUUUGGAUGUCAGCUUGCAGAAAGCAAUAUGAUGGAAUACUACAGUCUGUGCUCAAAUGUCUCCCCUGCCAGCAGUGUAGACAGGAACAUCCCUAGUAGCCCAGAGAGCAACUGUGUCAAAGAUCUUAUAGCACAAGUUAAGCUAAAGAAGAAAGGUUGUAGCCGAGGAAGGAAUGAUGAAGUGGAGAGUCUGAUCCUUGAUCCCCCACCUGGUUUUGGUGACAGUAGUUCUGAAGAAGAGUUUUUUGAUGCUACGGACAGAUUCACACCCACACUAAGCUUUCCAGGACUAAGAUCAGAGAAAACAUUUGCUUACCCAAACAGUGCAGCAUUAGAUGGGCCACAUGUUCAAUCAGUGGAAAAUUGCAUCGAAAAAUGCAAAAUGGAAAACUAUUUGAAAAGGCCAGCAAAAAUGUUAAGGAAAAGAAGAUCCUUCCUGCAGACAGAUUACACUUCUCAGGUCACAUUUCCCUUGUUGCCAUCAAACUCUCUAGAGACUACUGACCAUGUGUGUUGCUUUGAGAAGCAGUCCCACUUGCUUGUAGAGCCACAUUCUCCUACAGUUUCCUCCUUAAAAGACAUUGAGGGUGAACCAGCUCUACUAGAAACUAAACAACUCGUCCAAGCCCAUUCCAUAGGGAAAUCUAAAAACAAAACCCAUUCUCCAAGCCUAAUGGAGAUGGAGCCUGAUACCAUGGAGACUAAAUCAGUGUCUGAUUCAGUAUUGUCUUCCAUAUCAGCUAUUCGUUUCAGGAGUGACUCAGGAUUGAUAGAGCAAACUCAGAAUAGCAACUAUUAUGUACUUGGAAGUUCCAAUGUGGAUAACACUCUUGAUUGGAAUAUAAUAGAACAAAAUGGCAGAGCUAGUCCAUCUGAAAUAUCACUGCAACUGGACGACACUAUUAUGAAUGGAGUAUCUAACUUCUGCCAGAUACCAGUUUAUGAGGAUAAUGAAAGUUGUAUGAAGGAUGAGGACAUAGAAAACAACUCUGCGCAAUACAUUAAGGCCACACUAAAAAACAUAUUUGAACAUGAAGAUGAGAAUGACAUUUCUGAGGACUACAUUGGUUCAGUUUCCUCCAUUGAUCCCACUGUCAGAAUGUUACUGUACAUUUCUCAGUCAGAUGUCCCAGUGCCACCCAUGCACAAUAUAGAAAAAGCUGACCCUACAGAGUCUGAAGAAGAUACUAUACAUGAAGAAGCAAUUUGUAAUCAAGAUUCUCCACAAUCAUCCAAGACACGAAAGCUGUUUAGUUUCUCAAACGCUACUGAUUUACUUUUUGAUUUCAAGGGUCUUUUCACCAGCUGCUCUGUUAAUGCGUUUAAAGAUGGAACUGCUACAGUACCAAGAAUGCCUCCUUGUGAGGAGGAAGUACAUCUCUUAAUAAACCAAGAGCCAGACCAGUUUGCAUCAUUUGAUUCACCUGACAUGCUGAGACAUUCCAUUGGUAGGAAAGAACUUCUGGCGCCACCAAGUUCCUCUGAAACACUAUUAGAUACUUACAAACUAUAUUAUGAUGAAAAUAAAGAGGAAAUGGAUCCUAAGCUAAGCUCAAAUGAAGGUUAUAACAGGUAUCCAGAAUACAAAGAUAAAUACUUUACAGAAGCACAUUCAGUCGGGCCAAGAUUAACUGACACAACACAUAAAGAUUUCAUGAGCAUUGAAGCAUCAAGUAUAGAAAAUGGAUAUCAGAAUCCUUAUGAUUCAGAACAGAAAAGCCCUAUUAUACCCAAAAUUGGAAACUGCAGCUGCCAGUUAUCUUACACUAGUUGUUUUCGACUUGUGGACAAUGAUAUAGAAGAUGAAAUUAUUGAUUUUAGUGGGACUGUGUCACCAUUACCUAGAACAAUUCCACCUGUAUCAGGAAGCCCGUUGUUUCUGGAAAAUAAUCACGAUCUCACAAACAUCACUAAAAGCAACAUGUCCUCCUCAGAACACUGUGAAGCUCUUGAUCUCUUAAGAAGCAGAAGACACGAGGCCCCAACUGGCUUUGGCAAAUUGCAAGAUAGUGUACUGGAUCUGCAAAAAAUACUAGAGGAAUUUAAAAACAAACAUAAAAUACAUCCUGAGGACAGAUGUUCUUCCCUGUUUGCCGAGCAAAAGUCCUGCCUUUGUAGUGUUUCUCGUAAGAUUAUGACUUCAUCACAGAAAGUGCUUAUAUCAGAGCAGUCAUCAGAGGAGAUGUAUCAGGCAGUGAUGGAAACAUUCAUCGAUCUUCUGCACAUGACUGAAGUAUGUCUUCAAUUUUCCGGUUGCGCGCGGUGCAAUAAACGCCAAAUGGAUGUCCAAACAAAUCUACGUGAUCUGGUAUGCACCUAUCAUCAGUUUGUUCAAGCCGCCAAGAGGGCUUCAGAGAUAGAGAAUCGUGAUUUGCAUUUUAAACUCCUGUCUCGCCAGUGCACUGCGCUCACUGCUGCUGUUUUCUGCCUGACUCAGCAGUUCAGGAAAUUGAUAUCUUUGUGAAAGACACAUAUGAGAAGCGGAUAAACAUAUUUGCUUCUUUACAGUAUUUGUGAAAGAGCUUUCAGAGAUCCCAAAAAAUCACCAAAGUUUUGCACAGUUUGCUAUGAGAAAUCAAUGUGUUAUAGUAAUGGCAAGCAGGGUGGUGGGGGCAGCACUGUCAAUGCUUCACGGCACCUGAAUGUACCUUGCAGGGAGGCUGGAACAGCACCCUGUAGCAGGUAGUGCUACCUCAGAGCCGCCCGGAGUGUCCAAGGGUAGUACCCAAGCAGUGCUCUACUUGCCAGAGCCGGUGGCCCUACUCCCUAGGUGUGACAUCAUGAUGUCACAAGUUUAAGGAGUGGCACAGGUCACACUGUCUCCCUGUUACGGCUCUGAGGAUGUGGUUAAAAAAAGUAUGUUUGGAUAUGUCGUUCUUGAGUCUUGCUGCAUCCAUUUUGUCUGAGAUUAUCAUACAGUAGUCUGAUUUGAUGAGACCAAACGAAUGUUUUACACUAUUGUCACAUCUGACAUGUAUUUAUUCUUAUUUACAACACAUUAUUCCACAAUUAGCUGAGCACAAUAUCAGUAUUGCCUUACUUUUGCCGUCAAGAAGUAGAUAGAAAUUGUUAAAAUAUUUAUUUUCCUUGACUACAUUGUAUAGUCUUUUAAACCCUUUACCCUAAAAUCUAUUAUAUGGCAUUAUUCUGGAUAUUAUUAUCCAAUACAUCGAAUGUUUACACACAUGCUUUACUCUAUAUAACGUUGAAAAAGUAUUUAUGUCAAUGUUUAUAUGUACAGAAUGCACCAAAGAACUCUGAAAUUAUACAGAUCAAACUAUAGUAUAUAAAGUUGUCUAAAUUUUGACAGUGAACAAACUUAAUUAUAUUUUUUUUGUUCAAAAGCUAAAUAAGUUUAUUUUGCUAUUACGAAUUCUAAU